AUGGGAAAUGCCAAGCAAGCCGACAUUCCCAAACCGACUGCAUUGGCUUCUGUUAUGAUUAAUCGAUGGUCUCUGUUGUUGUCAGAUUGCAAGCUGGCUUGUUGCAAUGCAUUAUUAAAUCAGAGGUGGGGUUGGGGAGAUAUUGAAAAAUAUCCGAUGAAUGCAUAUAUUAAGGCAAUCUAUACACCAAUCUCAAUGGCUUCGGAGGAGAUUGUGCUUCCAGAUGACAAGCCUUGGCCUUUCCUCCUUCAUUAUCCUGUCUCUUCUUUUUGUAUCUGUCUGGGAGUUAGCAGCGAAGCCAUUAUGUGGAAAACCCUGGCCACUGCGACCUCUACAAAAUUUCUUCACAUAAACCUGAUGAUAAAUCUCAUUCUAUGGUGGAUAUCUGUGGCUCUAGUGGCCAUUGUUUCUUCCAUCUACCUUCUGAAAGUGAUUCUCUACUUUGAAGCAGUUCGUCGUGAGUAUUACCAUCCAAUCCGUGUCAACUUCUUCUUUGCCCCUUGGAUAUCGCUUCUGUUCUUAGCUCUUGGAGUGCCACCAUCAGUUGCCUCAAACCUGCCAGUAGCUCUAUGGUAUGUGCUUAUGACGCCAAUCUUCUGUCUGGAGCUUAAAAUCUAUGGACAGUGGAUGUCAGGUGGUCAACGGAGGCUUUCGAAGGUGGCUAAUCCUUCAAACCAUCUCUCAAUCGUUGGGAAUUUUGUGGGGGCACUGUUGGGUGCAUCAAUGGGGCUUAAGGAAGGGCCUAUCUUCUUCUUUGCUGUUGGGCUGGCUCAUUAUACAGUCCUUUUUGUAACUCUUUACCAAAGGCUUCCAACAAAUGAAACUCUCCCAAAAGAGCUCCAUCCUGUAUUCUUUCUGUUUGUUGCAGCACCAAGUGUUGCUUCAAUGGCAUGGGCAACCAUCCAAGGCUCCUUCGAUUAUGGAUCACGGAUUGCUUACUUCAUUGCCUUGUUCCUUUACUUCUCACUGGCAGUUCGGGUUAACUUUUUCCGAGGAUUCAAGUUCUCAUUGGCUUGGUGGGCAUAUACGUUCCCAAUGACUGGUGCUGCCAUUGCAACCAUGAGAUAUUCAAGUGUAGUGACAAAUAUGGUAACACAAACUCUUUCUGUCAUACUCUCUGUUGUUGCUACACUCACAGUAACAGCUCUGCUUGUAACGACUAUAUUGCAUGCCUUUGUCCUACGGGACCUCUUCCUUAAUGACAUUACCAUUGCCAUUAGCGACAGAAAACCAAAACCUCAUAAGAAGUGGUUCAAUAUUAGACAUGGAAGCCCAGAUUAUGGUAAAGAUAUUGAAACUUUCUUGAAAUUUGCAAAUGCUGACAGCAAAGAUAUAGAAACCGUCUUAAAAAUUCCCACUGCAGAAGCUACAUGAGUGUAAAGCUUCAUGCAUGGGCCAUUGUGAUCAGCCUUAGUUUCAACCUUCAGCAGAUUCUAGCUAUUUCUUUUAAUCUUCAGCACUCAGACAUCAGACGUGAGGAACAUCUCAGUUUUUAUGUUUCCGGUGACCAUUUGAGCAGAGAGAAAUUGUUGAAGGUUUCUGGCAACUUUCUGCCGCAAGAAAUGUGUAAAAUCAUGAUGAGUUGUAAAUUGCAGUGUGUAUGAGACAGAUUUUGAUAUAUUAAGUUUUGCAAACUUAAGUUCUUGUUGUUAUUGCUUAAAAUAAAGUCUACGAGUUCUUCGAGAUCAUUCAUACGUACUAGGAACUAUCUUUGCUUGUGCUAAACCAGUACGGCUUGGUGUAAACAAUGUGCCAAACAAUGCCCUGGCUUUGCAGCUGGAUACCCAAAUACUCCAUCUGCACAAGGGAGUUGUAGGAACUGAAAACUGCUAACUAAUUGGAUUGAAUCAAAUUGAUAGAUGUUUAAAACUGCAUCUACUUUGGCAAACCAUGUUGAAUUUCCAUAUGACAAAAAAUAACUUCCGUUCAUUUGUAAAGAACAGAACAACCUGAUUAUAGCAUCUUUAUGCACCAUCCUACGCAAUGAAAUACAAAGAUCCUGUAGGAGCAAUCUGCAAUUCACCACAACACAUAACACAAUGCCAGCUACAUGUAACCAGACAUAAGGACAUGCAAAUUGUGAUUGGUUGUCUGAAUGUGAAACUCCACAAGAACUUUCUAUUUCAAUUGUUGGAGGCAAAUUCUUCAGAAUAUGAAAUAUUUGAGGGAAAAGCUUACCCACCUGAAUUUCCUUCUGCAUAGUACCUUGAUUCUAAUGUCAUACAUCAGGCCUUAAUGAGGUAAAUUAAAGUCACAAUAGAGAUGUACGGCGUCCAUUUGUUCUGUUUUCCUCCAAGUCAAUCUAGGAACAGAUACUAAACUUCAGUUGGAGCUUGGCAACUCAAUUUUUCCUAUAAGUAUUGCAGCUUACUUAUUCCAGGAAGCGUUGGCAAUUAUAUGAUCUAUAAGAAGCCAGGUUAUUAAGCUUAUAUUCCUUUAUGGUCGUUAACUAUCACAAAUUGCAAGGGGCCUUAUCCAACUUCGAGCAUGAAAAUGCUAGCAUUAGCUCAACGGCAUGUGAUUUUCAUGGCGACAGUGAUGAAUGCAAGACAAGUACGUAAUGGAAGGGAAAAUGUCUUGGUUCCUCUUAUCAACUCG
Messenger RNA from Durio zibethinus, 2598 nucleotides. Lineage: Eukaryota; Viridiplantae; Streptophyta; Magnoliopsida; Malvales; Malvaceae. The record is from RefSeq and is a predicted model, not a curated record.